AUGUUCGCUCUUCUCUUGUUGGCAACCAUUUGCUCUGCUAAAACAUACCCAUUGACUAUCACAUCAUGCAACACUACUGCUCCAGUUAUUAUCCACACUUUAACAGUCCAACCAGACAACCCCAUCAACUUGAAGACUGGCUUCACUAUGAAUAUGGACAUUGAGAUCACAAAACCAAUUGAAAAGGCUAAACUCUCACUUGUUUUUGAAAAGGAUGUGUUGUUUUGGGUCACCAUCCCUUGCGCUAAUAAUGUCGGAAGUUGCACUUAUGAAAACGUUUGUGAUAUCUUGGCAAACGUCACAGAUAAAUGCAUGAACGCAACAAGAUCAAGAGGAUAUGACAACGUCCCAUGCUCUUGCCCAAUUGCUGCCAACAGAUUCGUUGCAACUAUCCCAGUCCCAACCAUCGAAGUCCCAAGUAAAUACGCAUGGUUGGCUUCUGGAAAUUAUAAAAUCCAUCUUGAGAUGUCUGACGAUGGAAAUAAUCUUGCUUGCUAUGAUGUUAAAUUCUCUUUGACUGUUUAA
Molecule: messenger RNA, 525 nt
Organism: Entamoeba invadens IP1
Lineage: Eukaryota; Evosea; Mastigamoebida; Endamoebidae
Product: Ganglioside GM2 activator precursor, putative
Exons: 1
Coding region: 1-525 (174 amino acids)
Biological process (GO): ganglioside catabolic process; lipid transport
Cellular component (GO): cytoplasmic side of plasma membrane
Molecular function (GO): lipid carrier activity; enzyme activator activity
Source: RefSeq, a predicted model, not a curated record